Psilocybe cubensis is the source of this 1026-nucleotide messenger RNA. RefSeq lists its product as uncharacterized. The transcript is spliced from 7 exons. The record is from RefSeq and is a predicted model, not a curated record. NCBI's taxonomy places the organism in Eukaryota, Fungi, Basidiomycota, Agaricomycetes, Agaricales, Agrocybaceae. Bases 1 to 1026 code for a protein of 341 amino acids.
AUGUUUACAGAACGACUCGCUCUGCUUCCGGGUGGAAUUCAACUUUCCUACACUGAUAGUGGUGCCCCUGCAGAGGAUUGCACUGACUACACGACGGUCAUUAUUGCUCAUGGGAUGGGAUUUAACGCUCGCGGGUUUGAGAAACUACACGAUCUUGCUGCUAAACAUAACUUUCGAACUAUUGCUUUCCAACGCCGGGGAUAUCAAGGAUCCACGGAAUAUACGGCCAGCGAACUGGACGACCAGUACAGCGGAAAGAAGGUCUUUAUAGACAGACUUGCUCUCGAACUCGCUUAUUUCUGCCAACACAUAGUUGAGGAGCAUACCAUUCCGCUGAGAAGCAAAGAUGGCAAAUCUGGGGGCAUUGCUCUGUUGGGGUGGUCUAUGGGCGCUGUAUCAGUGAUGCCUGCAAAGUUGCCUUGCAAAAUAUAUACGGUGCCUGGUUUUAUAUGGUACGCAUUUGAAGACUUCCAAUCUCUUCGAAAUGAAGUUGAGGCUUAUGGAUAUGACUUGCCAUCAGACUAUGAAGCUCCAAAGCCAGUCAACGGAGAUCAAAAGCAGGCUCUGACUAAUGAAGAAAUUUAUGGGGCGGUACGAAUCGCUAUCAGCGGAUACUACGACAAACCAAAAGAUUGGUCAGGAGAUAUCAAUACUCUGGAUCAACGCAUGCGCGCAGACGAAGUGACAGUUGAUAGAUGGACAGCUGAAGAGAAUACAAAAUAUUUUUCGUUGGAGUCUGCCAUGAAAACAGAUUUCUCGAUGUUUCUUCCUCCUUUUCAAAAGUUACUAGGCGAAAUGACACAGAGGGUUCUUUUCAUGCCGGUGACACUUUUAUACCCUGAGCGAACACACUGGUAUUGCGUUUGGGGGGCAUGGGUCACUCAAAAGCUUUAUAAAGAAUGCGUGAACCGCGAUGAGGUUGUUCGACAACUUAACGUCGUCCACAUCACAGGAGGCAAUCAUUUUACGCAUUAUGACAAGCCCGAUGAAUUCCUUACCGCUGUACAGUUUGGGCUAGGUUCGUAA